Prunus armeniaca (apricot) is the source of this 459-nucleotide messenger RNA. Lineage: Eukaryota; Viridiplantae; Streptophyta; Magnoliopsida; Rosales; Rosaceae. The record is from the annotation of a GenBank genome assembly.
AUGCAGGGUGAACGUCGCAAAGCGAACAGCCCUCUUUGCCGCUCUGCCUCGGUUUGGAGGAGAAAAAUAGUCCUUCUGCCGUUUACGUGUAAGGGCCUGGACAAGAAACCUGAAAAUAAUUGGGGACACUGUGCCUCAGCUGUAACAAGAAAACCCCACAGGCUCUCUUCUGUUCGCUUUUGGGUUUCUUCGAAGGAGUUUUGGUCUGUUGAAAUGUGUAACUAUCAACCUUGGGAAGAGGAUUCACUUCAGAGUGCAGAUUAUGUACAAAGUACUGCAGAAGGUGUAGAUGUAGCGGAGACAAGGUGGGGAGCCCGGCUGGCAAUGUUGGAAGCAAGGGUAACUCGAGUGGAGGCUAGGGUGGAAAGACUUGAGGCAAAGAUGCUUCAUCUGCAGAAGGGAAUGCGUGUUGUUUGUGCGCUGUUUCUGGUUACUCUCAUGUAUGCAAUAUUCAAGUAA